AUGUCCCGUGACGUGUUGCUGGAGCUCGUCUCGAAACGUUAUCCCGACGCCAGCCAGAGCGGUGCCCCCAAUCCUAGUUGCGGCACGCUUGCUGCCGGCCGCCGUGAUGUUUUCCCAGAUGGAAGAAUAAAGCCGGAGACGGGAAGCGUACGUGGAAAAAGUGAGGAGGAUCUCACGAUCGUCGUCGACCAAUCAGAUGUCGGCAGUGGCCCGUAA
Molecule: messenger RNA, 216 nt
Organism: Sporothrix schenckii 1099-18
Lineage: Eukaryota; Fungi; Ascomycota; Sordariomycetes; Ophiostomatales; Ophiostomataceae
Exons: 2
Coding region: 1-216 (71 amino acids)
Source: RefSeq, a predicted model, not a curated record